GAUUAAGUGAUAACAUUAUUGGCCUGCUUUCAUUUUAGCUUGCUGACAAUUCUUUUUUCGUCAGGUCCUAACUGCUCGCCAGACGUGAUCUAAUGCUAUGUAAAUUAUUCUGAUGCACUUUUGUGUCGGUCUGGGACUUGCGGAUUGUCAGAAAUAUCGUCAGAUUCUCAGCAGUCAGCUUCUGUUGACACUGUGUCUGAUGUAUCCAGGUGAAGUCUGAAGACGUAGUGAUUGUUUUUACAGUGCAGAGUACCAUAAAUCUUCUGAUGCAGAGCUGUACAGAUUGAUGAAAUUAGGCCAGAUAAAAGGUGGAACAAAUGUAUACUUGAUACUGGAGAAAGCUAACACCCUCCUCCCCUAGUGCGAGACAGCAACAGUCAAGUGUCCUACAGAGUGCUAUAUUCACUGACAGAUCAAGGCAAAGUGGCUUCUACACCAGGACUCUACUAUCCUCAUAUGACCUCUACCAUCUGUGUCCUACUAGCUACACAUUUAGUUGGUCUCUUAUGGUGACUCUUGUUUGAGUACUUAGUGUUUAAACCCAUUGUCUUUCAUAUCUUGCCCAGCGAGUAACUCUUGGUAUGGCCAUGGUGAAUCCUAUGCUGAAUCUAGCCAUUCCUAACCCCAAUGUUAAGGACUCAAGAUGGCUUACACUGGAAGUUUGCCGUGAGUUCCAACGGAACAAAUGCACACGCACGGAGAAUGAAUGCAAAUUUGCUCAUCCACCUCCACAUGUGGAAGUACAGAAUGGGCGGGUGAUAGCCUGCUUUGAUUCCAUAAAGGGUAAAUGUCAGAGGAAGGAUCCUCCCUGCAAGUACCUGCACCCACCCCAGCAUUUGAGAGAGCAGCUCCUCCAAAAUGGUCGGAACAACUUGAUAUUGAGAAACCUGCAACUCCAGGCUGCUCAAGCUGCCAUCCAGCCAUAUGUGCCCAAUGUGAUUCCAAUGGCCGGGAACAAAGCCGUGGCGUAUUCCACAGUUCUGCCCACCGGACAUUACCCCCUUAUGGCCCCACCAUACAUGAGUUCUGCACCAACAUCAGCUGUGGCAGCCUUCAAUCCCUACCUAAAUGCGUCCAUGCCUGGAACAAUGGCUGUACCAGGGACUGGUAGUGAAGCCACGGUUGUCACACAGCAGAUCCCAGGUGUCAUCCCCACACCUAUACAAGCUAGCAGCCAGCAGAAGGUAGCCCGCCCCGAUAGGCUUGAGGUAUGUCGUGAAUUUCAAAGAGGUACAUGCACGCGACAACCUAGCGAAUGUCGCUUUGCUCACCCUCCUGACAAUGUAACAGUCGACCAAUCCGACAACCAUGUAACGGUGUGUAUGGAUUUCAUAAAGGGGAAGUGUACGCGGGAUUCGUGUAGAUAUUUUCACCCUCCGGCCCACCUUCAGGCCCAGAUUAAGGCCGCUCAACAACGGGCAAACGCUGUCGCUGCGCAGAACGCCCCGACCCAGACUCAGCUGCCGCAAGUGGUUGAGGUCUUGACCGCGGGCAAGAAGCGACCUCGUGACCCUACAGACGAUCUUGUUCUGGGUGCCAUCCCUGGAGUUGUGCCCCCUUACAAACGGAUGGCGAUGACGGAUGCUAAGAGUGGAUUUCCCAUGACGUACCAGCCUAGUGCUAUAGGAGCAUAUCAACAUGCCGCCCUUAUGCAGCUAGGACAACAACCAUAUAUACCAGUCAAGUGGCAUUUGACAUCACAACAAGUAGCAGAUGUAACACUUGCGGGACACCCUCCCAGUGUGCCGAGAUUUUAAGUCCGGCCAGUGUGACCGGCCGCAAUGCAAGUAUGUGCAUCUUCUAGAGGAAUACGUUGAAGUGAUGGAUGGCCAUGUGACAGUUUGUCGCGAUUCUGUGCGCGGCAAGUGCCAGCGCCCUCUGUGCAAGUAUUACCAUAUUCCCGUAAUUCUGCCAGCCUCAUAGGUCUGCCUGUCUGACCCAGGGGCUAG
Messenger RNA from Haliotis rubra (blacklip abalone), 1949 nucleotides. Its product is annotated as muscleblind-like protein 2a. Bases 582 to 1757 code for a protein of 391 amino acids. NCBI's taxonomy places the organism in Eukaryota, Metazoa, Mollusca, Gastropoda, Lepetellida, Haliotidae. The transcript is spliced from 14 exons. The record is from RefSeq and is a predicted model, not a curated record. Gene Ontology annotation, molecular function: metal ion binding.